CGUUCGGGGAUUUCAGAUUUUCUGCUAUAAACUUGUUGCGAUUCUCUUUGAAGAUGACGUCUAUUUCAAGUAUGGCCAGAUUCAAAAGUCCAACAAGGUCUUCGAGAGGACCCAGCUUUUCUGGAACAGGAACAGGAGGGUCCACUCUACGACGGAGCGGCAGCAUGGGAAGUCUGACAAAGCGAUCAUCAGCCAACAUUGCUGCCAAUUUUGGGACUGGCUCAGGAACAAUGAAAUCUACCAAAGACUAUGACAAUCUGGAAGCUGAAUACAUCAAGAAUCUGCAGCAGCAGAUCUACUUCCUGGAGCUUGAGGCUAACUUCCUGCGAGACCAAGCCAAGAAAGCGACUGAACUUCAUCCAAGGAUGACUGAAGAAGCCAGCAAGAUGCUUCACAGACUCAAGGAUCUCCAAUCAGACGUCGACAGUCUCCAUCUUGAAGUACGAAGGAAAGAAUCUAGCUUGGACAUGGUCAGCACAGAGAAGGACAGGCUGGAUGGAAAGGUCAGGGUGUUGUCGGAUAAUCAUCACCGUGAAAAGAAACUCCUGGUAGAAGAGGUCGUGCAGCUGAAGAAACAGAACGAGAUGAUACAACGGGAGAUACAUGACAGAGAGCAACAGAUAUCUAUGGCCAGGGGAGAGCUAGAGAAGGGCUCCUCCUCUCUAUCCACUGCAGAGCAUCGGAUCCAGAUGCUAGAGGCAGAGGUCCAACAAAAGUCUGAUACGUUGAAAGCUACCCAGUUUGCCUUGGAAGAUAAGAGGACUGAUCUGCUGAAAACCCAAACCCAACUACAAGAAAUGGAGGACAAAUAUUACUCCAGUACAGCCUCCAUACAGGAUCAAGCUGUCGAUGAAUUUAGAGGGGAGAUCAGACAAUUGCAGAGGAAACUAAAAGAAACCGAGAUGAAAGCAGAACAAGAUCGAUUUUUAAAGAGUAAAAUGUCUGAGGAUGUGAAUAAUCUAGUACAGGAGAAUGCCAUGAUGGGCACCCAGGUUCUAGAACUACAAAAUCAAUUGGACAGGGAAAAGAUGUUGAGAGAAAAUCGCGAUACGCGUCACUCCACCCACAUCACUGAGCUGGUGACAGUCAGGGAUAAAGAGAAACAGCUCAAGUUUGAUCUUGAUCAGGCUAGGGAAGUCCUUAAACAGGAGAGAGAAAGAGUGGCACAUCUGAUGAAACAACUGUCCAAGCAAGAUGAGAGACACACCCACAACACCUUGACCCAUAACACCACCAAGAGUCGUCUGGCCGAGCUUGAAGGCAGGCAGGGCGGGGCAGAACAGGAGAAUGCACAGCUCAGACGGGAUAAGAUGCUACUGGUCGAUCACGUCUCUGAUCUUCAGAAACAGCUUGCGGAGAAGGAGCACGAGGUGAGUCGUCUUCACAGUCACAUCCAUACCUUAGAGAUCAGACUGGAUGAAACGUCGAGACAGUCGGCUGUGGAGAGCACCGUGCAGACCCAGAAAUGGUCAGAGUUUGAGAAGAUGGCGGAGAGCAUGAAGAAACUCUCAAAGAGCAUGACAGCUAGGUCCCUUACUCCAGAGUAUUCAUGAAGAGGGGGAGAUGGAAGAAGAGUAAAGGGGGGGGGGGAGAGUAAUUCACUGUAAAAAGCACCAUGCAGAGCAGUGUAAAAAAAAUACUUUUCUGUUUGUGGGAGCUCUUUUAGGAUAAAAUUGCCAUUUUCUUACAGUGAUAUUUAAGUAUUUUAUCGGUAUACAUGUAUUACCAGAGAUCUUUUCCAGUUUACCAGAAGCAUCUUGAAGCUCUUUAUUUUAUUCACUGAUGAAGAGUUUGAGAAGAUGGCAGAAGGAAUGAAGGAACUCUCCCAGAGCAUAACGGCUAGGUCCAUUACAUCAAAAGAUUCAUUUCAUAAAGGGUCACAUGAUGGAAAUUAGGGGAUUCAUGCCAUUAGAGCUUAUUUUUACUAGAGUUUCAUAAAGGAUGAUGUUGGAUUGGAGAGAGGGUGGGGAAGGGUAGUUAUGCAGAUUCAGGGUGAUGGGAUGAGAUUUUAAUUUCUAUUCGGGCAAUAAUUUUUUUUUCUCCAGAAAGAGCCUCUAUUGGACAUGUUAUCAUUGGGUACAUCCAUGUUUGCACAUUAUUUGUGUUGAGUGAAGUGUGUAGGAAUCAGAGACAAUCGAAGGU
Molecule: messenger RNA, 2142 nt
Organism: Strongylocentrotus purpuratus (purple sea urchin)
Lineage: Eukaryota; Metazoa; Echinodermata; Echinoidea; Camarodonta; Strongylocentrotidae
Product: lamin-A
Exons: 12
Coding region: 54-1553 (499 amino acids)
Source: RefSeq, a predicted model, not a curated record